This is a messenger RNA of Saprolegnia parasitica CBS 223.65, 1200 nucleotides long. RefSeq names its product S-(hydroxymethyl)glutathione dehydrogenase/class III alcohol dehydrogenase. The record is from RefSeq and is a predicted model, not a curated record. The transcript is spliced from 7 exons. Gene Ontology annotation, biological process: formaldehyde catabolic process. NCBI's taxonomy places the organism in Eukaryota, Oomycota, Saprolegniomycetes, Saprolegniales, Saprolegniaceae. Gene Ontology annotation, molecular function: zinc ion binding; S-(hydroxymethyl)glutathione dehydrogenase [NAD(P)+] activity. Gene Ontology annotation, cellular component: cytosol. Bases 1 to 1200 code for a protein of 399 amino acids.
AUGCUUCGAGCGGUUGGCCUCGCGCAGCGCAUGGUGCGCCCAUCGCUGGCGCGCUACAUGAGCUCGACGGCGGGCAAGGUCAUCCAGUGCAAGGCUGCGGUGGCAUGGAAGCCCAACCAGCCCCUCUCGAUCGAGACGGUCGACGUGGCGCCGCCCAAGGCCGGCGAAAUCCGCGUCAAGGUCAUCGCCAACGCGCUCUGCCACACGGAUCUGUACACGCUGUCGGGCGAAGAUCCCGAGGGCCUCUUCCCGUGCAUCUUGGGCCACGAGGCUGGCGCCAUUGUCGAGAGCGUCGGGCCUGGUGUGACGUCGGUCAAGCCGGGCGACCAUGUCAUCCCGUGCUACACGCCCGAGUGCCAAAAGUCGGAUUGCAUCUUUUGCGAGUCGCCCAAGACCAACUUGUGCCCCGAGAUCCGGGGCACGCAGGGCAAGGGCGUCAUGCCCGAUGGCACGUCGCGCUUCUCGAUCAACGGCGAGCCAAUUUACCACUUUAUGGGGUGCUCGACCUUCUCCGAGUACUCUGUGAUUGCAGAGAUCUCGGCAGCCAAGAUCGACCCGACGGCGCCACUCGACAAGAUGUGUCUCUUUGGCUGCGGCGUCUCGACAGGCUUUGGUGCUGUCUUCAACACGACCAAGGUCCAUCCCGGGAGCUCGGUCGCCGUCUUUGGCCUUGGUGCCGUCGGCUUGGCCGUCAUCCAAGCGGCCAAGAUUGCAGGCGCCACGCGCAUCUUUGCCAUUGACCCGAACCCGUCCAAGUUUGAGAUGGCGACGUCGCUUGGCGCUACCGACUGCCUCGAUCCCACGGCGCUCGACGAGCCGAUUCAAAACGUCUUGGUCCAAAAGACCAAGUGGGGCAUCGACUACACGUACGACUGCACGGGCAACGUCGAGGUCAUGCGGGCGGCGCUGGAAGCAUCGCAUCGCGGCUGGGGGCAGAGCUGUGUCAUUGGCGUCGCGUCGGCCGGCCACGAGCUCCAGACGCGGCCGUUCCAGCUCAUCACGGGGCGCACGUGGAAGGGCACGGCAUUUGGCGGCUACAAGAGCCGGAGCCAAGUGCCCAAGCUUGUCGAGCAGUCGAUGGCCGGCGAGCUGCCCAUUGAUCACUUUAUCACGCACACGUUCCAGGGCGUCGACACGAUCAACGACGCGAUCAAGGCGCUCAAGAGCGGCAACUGCCUCCGCGCGGUCGUCACGUACUAG